AGUACCAUGGAUUACUUUUGCAAAGCCCUAUUUUGCGGCAUCUUUGAAUUUUUAUUUUCUUUAAUGAUCAUUUUGUACAACUUGGAUGUAUAUCUGACUAGAAGCUGAACUAACCUGGAAAGCAGUUGCAGGCUGAGAAGCAUUAUCAGUGGUGAGUGAGGAUCAAUCAUUAUUUGAGUGUGCCUACGGAGCUCCACACCUUGCUAAGACUGAGAUGACUGCAUCCUCCUCCAGUGAAUAUGGACAGACUUCCAAGAUGAGUCCACGUCUCCCUCAGCAGGACUGGCUACCACAACCCCCAUCCAGAGUUACUAUCAAGAUGGAAUGUAACUCCAAUCAAAUUAAUGGGUCAAGGAACUCUCCUGAUGAGUGCAGUGUUACAAAGGGUGGGAAGAUGGUCAACAGCCAAGAUAAUGUUGGAAUGAAUUAUGGCAGCUUUUUGGAGGAGAAGCAUAUUCUAUCAACCAACAUGACAACAAAUGAACGAAGGGUUAUUGUACCUGCAGAUCCUACAUUAUGGAGCACAGACCACGUCCGGCAAUGGCUAGAAUGGGCGGUCAAAGAAUAUGGUCUUCCAGAUGUUGACAUCUUGCUGUUCCAGAACAUAGAUGGGAAGGAUUUGUGUAAGAUGACCAAAGAUGAUUUCCAAAGACUCACUCCAAGUUAUAAUGCUGAUAUCCUUCUAUCCCAUCUUCACUACCUCAGAGAGACUCCUCUUCCACAUUUGACUUCAGAUGAUGUUGAUAAAGCCUUACAAAACUCUCCACGGUUGAUGCAUGCUAGAAACACAGGAGGGGCCACUUUUAUUUUCCCAAACACUUCAGUAUAUCCUGAAUCCACACAAAGAAUUGCAUCUAGACCAGAUUUAUCAUAUGAAGCAGCCAGGAGAUCAACCUGGACAAGUCAUAGUCACCCUACACAGUCAAAAGUUACUCAGCCAUCUUCUUCAACAGUUCCCAAAACAGAAGACCAGCGUCCCCAGUUAGAUCCGUAUCAGAUUCUUGGACCAACAAGUAGCCGUCUUGCAAAUCCUGGGAGUGGACAGAUACAGCUUUGGCAGUUCCUUCUGGAGCUUCUAUCUGACAGCUCAAAUUCCAACUGCAUCACUUGGGAAGGCACCAAUGGAGAAUUCAAGAUGACAGACCCUGAUGAAGUUGCCCGUCGCUGGGGAGAACGCAAAAGCAAGCCGAACAUGAACUAUGAUAAGCUUAGUCGUGCAUUACGUUACUACUAUGACAAAAACAUUAUGACUAAAGUUCAUGGCAAGCGUUAUGCUUAUAAAUUUGACUUCCAUGGAAUUGCUCAGGCAUUGCAGCCCCAUCCUCCUGAAUCUUCUUUGUACAAGUAUCCAUCAGACCUCCCUUAUAUGGGCUCCUAUCACGCUCAUCCUCAGAAGAUGAACUUUGUUGCUCCUCAUCCUCCUGCUUUGCCUGUGACAUCUUCCAGUUUCUUCUCUGCCCCUAACCCAUACUGGAAUUCAUCAACUGGAAGUAUCUACCCCAAUACCAGGCUUCCAGCCAGCCAUAUGCCUUCCCAUUUGGGGACUUACUACUAAAGAAAAAAUGACAUUCCUCUACAUUAUAAAAUUUCCCAUUGAGUUUUUAUAAAGUCUGCUAGAGAGAACAUGAAUCAAAAGUGGAAUGAAAGGAAUGAAAAAGGUUGACUAUAUUUCAGGCUGGGGGUGAGUGUGGGAGGUGGAGAAAGAGAUCAAACAGUCCUUUAGGGAUAGGUAAUUAAUAAAAUUAAUACUUAAAAAAGCAAAGAUUAUGCUAAAAUGUAAUAUGGAACAAUCAUGAAAGACAAUGUAAGUUGAAGCAUGAAGUGAUCAUGAUCAAAAGAAAUGUGGCUUUAAUAAGUUUAUAAGCUCCAGUGUAAAGUUUGGUAUCCACAUGCUAACUGGGACUAUACUACAAUAUUAGGAUAAUACAAUAUUGAUCUAACAUACAAUAUAUGAAUUCAUUUUUAAAACUCUGCCUGUAUUUAAAAUAGAAAUAUAUAUAUACAUAUAUAGUGUGUGUGUAUAUAUGAAUUUAUACACAUACUUACACACAGAUUCAGACUGGUUUAUUGUAGAAGCCAAUGUGUGGAAUACAAUGGCACUUUCUAUUUUGAUUAAAAUCAAGAUGGAGGGCUAUCAGCUAUUUCAAACUGUGAAGAAUCCUCAUCAUUUCAAAUUUUUAUGAUCCAAAGAGUAGGACUGAGAAUGUGUAUAAAAGACAAGUGUAUGAUUGUAGAAAAAGAAUCUGCAUCUGCAACAGGACAUUAGUGAGGAGCAGAAGAAGAGAGCAACAAAGAGUGAGGAAAGAAACAAGUAGAAACUGAAAAUGUUAACAUUGGACUUUGGAGAAUGAUUUGUUAGGAUAUGAGAUAAAACAUUAUCAGUGUUACGUCAUCCCUAGUAUACAGAGAGGACACUGCUAAUCUUGAAGGGGAAAGUAGUGUGAAAUUCAGAAAUCAGAUUGCACAUCAUUUUUUAAAGUUUUUUUUUUAACUGGAAUUAUCUGAUAUUUAGAAGAAACAGUCAGGACCUCAUCAUUAUCUUGGGGCAUAAGGUAAGAGACAGCCUUGUUGACUGUCAUUAUCAGAAAUCACAUCGAUGUUUUGGUUAAGUGGGCAUCACUUUUCCUUUUUGAGUCACAAAUGCUGUGCGUUUGUAAGAAUGAAGUAUACAAGUCAGUGGGUUUUUUCCUCUUUAUUACAUAAUAAUUAUAUAACUUAUGCAUUUAUACACUACGAGUUGAUCUCGGCCAACCAAAGACAACCAUACACACGUGCGUACAUACACACACACACAUACGUGCACACAUGUGUGCACUCAUGCACACACACACACACAAUGGAUAAUCAGAAAUAUCGUGGCCUUGAAUUUUAACUCAGUAUGCUUAAUGUUUACAAUAUGAAGUUAUUAAUACUUAGAAUGCAGAGUGUACAUAAUAAAAUAAGCUUGGGCUGCCUUGAUGAUUCUUAUUUAUAUAGUUGUCUGCAUUUUUAGUCACCAACUUUCUUCAUCAUGAUAAUUGGUUAAAAAUGUUAAUCUUCAUAUUUGUCCCUUAAGAAAGUGAGAGAUAAAUAGAGGACUCAAAUGCUUUUUGACUGAAAUCAUAUCACAAUUCAAUCCUUACAAUAAUUUUAUGCCCCAUAACUGUGAAAAUUUUGACCAAAUUCUUCCUAUCUGUUCCUAUGCUGCUAGCAUGUUCAUAAUCUCCUCUCUAGAGUAGUAGGAAAAAGGAAAGAGAAGUCUGAAACUGAGGAAUGAUUUUUUGAAACAAAAAUUUCAGUUCUGUCUCCAUCACAAAUCUCUACAUGGUUCUUAAUAUAAUCAUAAAGUGUUAACUGAACCAUGAAAAACCUGCUGCACUUAAAGAAACUAUAUCAUUAUUAGUAAAUAAAAUGUGUUACAAAAAACCCCAUUAUUCCUCAGUUUAUAACAGUAGGGGGCAACAUCUUAAUGUGUUAUUUGGCUUUUUCCAUUGAUUGAAAUGAGCUGAUUACCUCCGUCUUUUAUACCACAGCAAUUUAGGAACCAGAGUUCAGGCUUUAGAAACCUCUAACCUCAUAUUUAUUAGUAGCUGUGCUCAGUAGACACUGUUUCCAAGAUCCAGUAUACCAAUGGACUUGUGAUUACACCAAUGUGAGUAUUUCCACAUUGUAUUUGCUGGUCCUCUUCAAUAUCCUCACUUAUAUUUACCAUAGAGUAUCAACCCUUGUGUAAAGUAGGGAGAGAGGGGAAAGGGAGGUGGGAAGCAAGACUGGUGAGAUCUCUCAGUUCUCUAGUAAAUUCAACUUAUCUUGACUUGUGUGAAGAGUAAACCCUGAACACAAUGCAUAAUUGGGCUAUUUCAUAGUAGUUCCAGAGCUACUCAUAGACUUUGUGAGGUCUUUCACCAUAAGGAAAACUUAGUUGUCAGACCUGUUUGCUGUGAAGUCUUGGCAAUAAUUCCUAAAGAUUACAUAGGAUCAUAGCCUCCACCAUCAUAUUUGUAUUGAAAAUAACUCCAUUCUGCUCUAGCUUGUACCUUGAUCCUAUAUCAUUAAAAAAAAACCAAACUAACAACAAGGGAUAUGAAAACUGUACCACUGAAAAGGGUUGAUCACUUACUAUGUCAGAAAAACAAGUCAGAUGUGCCUGCAUUCUGCAUAUAGUUGUAAAUUGUACUCUCCUGGUAAUUCAGCGCCAAUAUUUCAAGACCAUUUCAUAAGCAAAACAAUAAAAACAAAAUAAGAUCAAAUUCAAUUUUACAAAUGUUUUAAGUUUCCUGACUACAUACCCCCCACCAAAUUAUUUGCCAAGUUUGAUGUAAAUACGAGCAAUGAUGCAGCAUUUUUGAAGACCUUGAUAAUGCAUGUCCUCAAUAAAUAACCCUUUAUCCCUGCUUUUAAAAUAAUUUCUUCACCUAUUUAUGUCAUGUUCAAAUGUCAAAUUGUUUCUCAGUAUUUUAUUUUUUCAUUUCAAAUCCCCUAGGAAUUGAUUUGAGAUUCUUACAUGAUCAUUGGAAGCUUAAAAAUUUUUUUUUCCUAUUGCCUUUUUCCAGAAGCAUCUGUUUGUGUUGGUUUCCUGGACAAUUGAUCAUUGCUAGAAAGAUUCCUCUUUUGCUGUCUUAAGUGGUGUUUUCAUUUCUCUAUCUAAACAAAUCCUUAUUUAUUCUAAAAUGUCAUUGAACAUUAAAUUUAUUCUUGCCUAAUUGUA
Molecule: messenger RNA, 4687 nt
Organism: Phascolarctos cinereus (koala)
Lineage: Eukaryota; Metazoa; Chordata; Mammalia; Diprotodontia; Phascolarctidae
Gene: ERG
Product: ETS transcription factor ERG
Biological process (GO): regulation of transcription by RNA polymerase II; cell differentiation
Cellular component (GO): nucleus
Molecular function (GO): sequence-specific DNA binding; DNA-binding transcription factor activity, RNA polymerase II-specific
Source: RefSeq, a predicted model, not a curated record